Molecule: messenger RNA, 1603 nt
Organism: Monopterus albus (swamp eel)
Lineage: Eukaryota; Metazoa; Chordata; Actinopteri; Synbranchiformes; Synbranchidae
Gene: as3mt
Product: arsenite methyltransferase
Exons: 11
Coding region: 106-1230 (374 amino acids)
Biological process (GO): toxin metabolic process; arsonoacetate metabolic process
Cellular component (GO): cytosol
Molecular function (GO): arsenite methyltransferase activity
Source: RefSeq, a predicted model, not a curated record
UGAGCAGGAAGUGAACUAAAUUAUGUUCAUUGCAGGCCGCCGUACAGAUCUUACCUAAAAAAAAAAAAAAAACAACUAUGGACUUUGUACGCACUGGCUGAAGAAAUGAGUGCGUGCGCAAAAGGCUUCGUUGACUGUAACGUUCACGUGGACGUGAAGGAUUAUUAUGGCAAGGUGCUGAAGAAAACCUCAGACCUGAAGAGCAAUGCCUGUGUGGCUCCAGCUCAUCCAAUCCCUGCCUUCAUCCAGCAGGCUCUGAAGAAAGUGCACCCUGAAGUCACAGCCAAGUACUAUGGCUGUGGCCUGGUGGUGCCAGAGUGCCUGGAGGGCUGCAGGAUACUUGACCUGGGCAGUGGAAGUGGGAGGGACUGCUACAUGCUGAGUCAGCUGGUAGGCGAGAAGGGCCAUGUCACUGGCAUUGACAUGACUGAGGACCAGCUUGAAGUCGCCAGGACAUAUGUGGACUACCAUAUGCAAGAGUUUGGCUUCAAGAAGCCCAAUAUUAGCUUUGUCCAGGGCUACAUUGAGGCCCUAACAGAGGCGGGGCUGGAAAAGAGCUCAUUUGAUAUUAUCAUUUCCAACUGUGUGGUGAAUCUCAGUCCAGACAAGAAGCAAGUCUUGGCUGAGGCCUACAACUUACUGAAGGAUGGUGGUGAGCUGUACUUCAGUGAUGUCUACAGCAGUGGAAGAUUGCCAGAGGAAAUUAAGAAUCACAAAGUGCUAUGGGGUGAGUGUCUUGGUGGAGCCCUCUGGUGGAAAGAUCUGCUGCGAUUGGCUGAGGAAGUGGGCUUCAGGCCCCCACGACUGGUCACAGCCAGUGUCAUUACUGUCGACAACAGAGAACUGCAGGAUGUUCUGGGUGACUUCAAGUUUGUGUCUGCCACGUACCGCCUGUUUAAGGUCCCUAAAGGCCAUGACAAGCCCUGUCAGGUCAUAUAUAAUGGGAACAUUACUGGAGCAGAGGACAGCUUCCAGUUUGACUGUCAGUACACAUUCAAGGUUGAUGAAGUGGUGGAGGUGGAUGGAGAGGUAGCAGGCAUCCUGAACCAUUCCAGAUUUGCUGAGGACUUCACUUUCCAGCCAUGUGGAGGCCCCCAUGGGCCCUGUGGAGUCAAACCUAGGGCAGCCACUGUGGAUCCUUUCGAGCUGGUCCUUCAGCUGGAGAAACAAAGUCCAGGUUCAGCCACAGGGGGAUGCUGCAGCACACGCUCUGCUACCUGCUGCAAGUGAUGGUGGGAAGGUCACAGAGAAACACAGACCCAGUAUUUCCUGUGUAUGCAUAAGUACAGUAGUUCAAGUACAGUGACUUAAUUAUGCCUCAUGGAGUGUCAUUAUGUAUUUCUUAUAAACAAUGAGAAUGAGAUUUCAGCAACUGAAAGUAAUUCUUGCUUAUAAAUAUGUAUCCUAUUUGUGUUCUAUAAACACUUCCCGCUUCCCCACUAGGAAGGCUAUAUGCACUUAAUUUAUUCACAUCAUUUUAUUUUGCAUAAAUAAAAUGACUUUGGCUGUGCUUCAAAUUAAAAAAAAUCCUAAGCAUCAAAAUGCCUUUGUGCCUUCCUCUUGCAAGGCUAAUUUUUUCCUGUCUACAGUCUUAGGCACCAGG